AACAUGGUGGUGGUUCGUGGGAAGUAUGCGCGAUAGCCGCUCGCGGGAGGGAGGACGCUUGUGGGCGGCGGUGGUGCCGGCGUGCCGGGACGGCAGGAUGGAGUUUGCGGGGAGCAGAGCGAGCGAGGCCUGGUUGGUGCAGCAGCAGCGGCGGGGUUCGGGCGGCUGCCGGCCGGCGGCGGUGAAGCCGCAGGGAGACGGGUCCCGGCCGCUGCCCAACCAUGCCGGCUGGAACAACGUGGCCCGGAAGAGGAAGGCGCCGGGAAUACCGACCGGCGACUGGGGCUUGGUGCCGAGCUGGGGCGGCGUUCCCCGGGGCCGGGACGCCGGGACGUGGCAGGAGGGGGGCUGCGGUUUUGCCGGGCCGGCGGUGAGCUGUGCCGGGGGGUCGUGCCUGAGGCGACGGCGCUUCCAGAAGAGGCGGCGGCUGGUGCGGGCCCUUCACCUGCUGCUGUACCACCGCAUCUCCCCGCUCACCUUCCACCGGCGGCUCUGGGGCCUCUUCACUGGAGCGGGGAGGAGAAGGAGGAGGAGAGCGGUUCGCCGGCACACCGGUGAGGCGCUGACGGGCGGGGGGAGCCACCUGUUGCGCCGCCAAACGCUCCCAGAGGCCGGGGAGCUGUUCCGGACUGUGCCGGGCACUGGCGGCUGCGGGCCGCUGACGGAGAGGGGUACCCGCCCCACAGACGGGAACGCCGGCCUCUGGCCAAAGCCCACUGCCAAGCCGCCCCUCGCCAAUUGCCAGCCCUCGCCCAUCGACUACCGGCUGCUGACUCCGGCCUCCGACAGGUUCGGCGUUCCCUCCGCGGUGAAGGACGUGGCCGCAUCCCCGGCCCGGGGCGGCAUGGCGGAGCGUGGUGAAGCCUCGAGCGCCAGGCUGCUGGGCAGGCUGAACGCUGACCGCGAACACCCCCUGUACUCCCGCCUGCUCGCCCGACAGAAGGAUGCCCUGCAGCUGUGCCAGGCCGAUGCCAGCGGUGACACCGUCAGCCUCGAACAGCCCAAGGGCGGCACGCCGAACCGCGCCAAGCCGGCAGAAGCAGGGAGCAGCAACCGGGAGCCCGCUUCCGGAGUUAGAGGUCUUGCCGAGGCGGUGGAGGUGAACGGGCACGCGGCGAGUGACCCCGACGAUGUCCAGCGGUCGGAGGGCGGCGAUGGGGGACGGCGGACGUUGGCGGAGGACAAAGCCAUCGUCAUCAGCCACGUGUGCAGCAUCGGCGAGCAGAUGGCCGAGCAGCUGUUUGGCGGCGAGGAGGACGGGGCUGCCGGCGGCAAGCACGGGCUGCCCGGCGGUGCCGGCGACUCAGAGACAGAGGGCAGCGCGCCAGAGCAGCCUAGGACCGGCACCAACCACGUGGCAGUGAUGAGCGACGAGCACGUCACCUGCAUUCACGGCCUCCUGGACGAGUAUAUCCAAGCCUACGGCAGCCUCAUCCCGCUCAACACUGACGAGGUCGUCGAGAAACUGCAGGAUGUCUUUGAAGAAGACUUUGCUACUCCCCACAGGAAGACGAUGAUCCACCACGUGAUGCAGUCCUACCACCGGAUGGUCGGGAACAGCGCCGUGCGCAACUUCCGUGUGACCUACAAGAGGCACGUGCUCACCAUGGAUGACCUCUCCACUCUGUAUGGACAAAACUGGCUGAAUGAUCAGGUCAUGAACAUGUACGGAGAUCUGGUUAUGGAUACCGUCCCUGACAAAGUUCACUUCUUCAACAGCUUCUUCUACGACAAGCUGCGGACAAAGGGAUACGACGGAGUGAAAAGAUGGACCAAAAACGUUGAUAUCUUCAACAAGGACCUGCUGCUAAUCCCCAUUCACCUGGAGGUUCACUGGUCCCUGAUCUCAGUCGAUGUGCGGCAGAAGACCAUCACCUACUUUGACUCCCAGCGCACUCUCAACAGGCGGUGCCCCAAGCAUAUUGGAAAGUACCUCCAGGCAGAGGCGAUAAAGAAGAACAGACAUGACUUCUACGAAGACUGGAAGGGAUAUUUCAAAAUGAACGUGGCGAGGCAGAACAACGACAGUGACUGUGGAGCCUUUGUCCUGCAGUUCUGCAAAUGCCUGGCUCUGGAGCAGCCGUUCAGCUUCACCCAGCAGGACAUGCCCAAGCUACGACGGCAGAUCUACAAGGAACUCUGCAACUGUAAGCUGACUGUGUGAGGGGGGGAGGGCCCCAGCGGCAAGGGGUGAUCGACCGUCCACCCCCACCCCUUUCACGGACAUUACAAAGGACGAUACGAGAUGAGAAGGUGUGAGCGAUGAUACAACCUCGGCCUUCACACACGUCCAACUGGUUUCCUCUCCUUUUUUUUUUUAAAGAAACGAAAAAUCUUUUUUUUUUUUUUUCUAUGCCAUAUUUGUUCAGUAUUGAAGUGUUGAACAUUUUUGAGAUUCUGGUUAACUGUGUUGUGUUAUCACAUCAGGAUCACGGGACAAAGAACAUCGGCGGGCGGUGGUGGCUGGGGCUGAAGGAGUCUGUUCACAGGGUUUGUAAGCUGGGACAAGCGGGGGGGGGGGGGUUGGGGAGUGUUCUGUGUGUGAGUGUGGGCGGAGGGGAGGGGGAACAGGCAGACUUUCUCCACCUGCUUGGAACUGAGGCUUGUGUCCAUCGAGCCGUGGCUGCUUUGGACGUGGGUAGGAGAGGCCACCGUCUAACUGCUGGUUAACCAGUGGCUGGCAGGGACGGGCGUGGGACAGGGCGGCCAAAUGUGCAUCCAGGCUAAAUGAGUUUGACCGUAGCGGAGAUUCACUCACUCUCCAACCACCAACCCGACUUGGAGACAGUUGUUUGGUGCUCUCUUUCAUGUGUUAUUCUGUUUUCUGUAGGUUUUUUAUACAUAUCUAUAUCUAUAAAAGCUGGAAUUUGACCAGUGACCAAAAUGAUUUGAGGGGAGGGGGGGGUGGGGAAGCACGUCACCAACACCAGUCCGUGUUGGCAGAGGGAAAGCUGGGUCUGUUCACCCCCUGGAGACCACGCUGCAUGGUAGCGGCGCUUGAUUCAGCUUCACUCUGGGAGGGAGGGAGGGAGGGAGGAGGGAAGCUGGCUGGACAAAAUGGCCAGUUCCAGUUGAAGUGUGAUAUUUCUCCUCACCAAGGUCCGUAUCAGCAGCAUGAAGCGGAUCACCUUCUGACCAUCUCCAGAUUUGCUCCCGGGUCAGUCAGCACCAUUGGGUUUGAGGAUGUUUGUUUUUCUUUUAUUUAAAGUUCCUAAUGGGAAUUAUUCACGAUGGAUCCUUGGCAUUUGGCUGCGUUUUGAGUAGUCCCUGAUACACUAAGUCAUUUUUUUUUUCUGUGUAUGAACACAAGUGGCUGUUAUUUUCUUUUGGACGUUACUUCUUUAAGCUGUGGUAUGAAAUGUAUUUUGCUGGUGCCAUCCCUGUUAAAGCACUGUCUCACACGAUGCCCUUGCAUUCACCGAUGUCCUCGACAGUUGGAGCAGUAGUGGUUCACAGUGAGGUUGCUUUGUUUGUUAACCCUUGCCCUUGCCCACGCAGCACGGACUGAGAGGAGGUGCGUUUUUCUAUCACCUGGCUGUGAAUUAAGCAGGAUGGACACAGAGUGCUGGAAUAACUCAGCGGGUCAGGCAGCGUCUCUGGGGAACGUUUCGGGUUGGGACCUUUCAAUAGACCGUUCCCACUACAGCCUCCUUCCCUC
Messenger RNA from Amblyraja radiata (thorny skate), 3658 nucleotides. Its product is annotated as sentrin-specific protease 3-like. The transcript has 12 exons. Gene Ontology annotation, biological process: protein desumoylation; proteolysis. The record is from RefSeq and is a predicted model, not a curated record. Gene Ontology annotation, cellular component: nucleus. Gene Ontology annotation, molecular function: deSUMOylase activity. The coding region runs from base 26 to 2164 and encodes 712 amino acids. NCBI's taxonomy places the organism in Eukaryota, Metazoa, Chordata, Chondrichthyes, Rajiformes, Rajidae.